Molecule: messenger RNA, 636 nt
Organism: Rhinolophus ferrumequinum (greater horseshoe bat)
Lineage: Eukaryota; Metazoa; Chordata; Mammalia; Chiroptera; Rhinolophidae
Gene: BLOC1S1
Product: biogenesis of lysosomal organelles complex 1 subunit 1
Exons: 5
Coding region: 123-539 (138 amino acids)
Biological process (GO): endosomal transport
Cellular component (GO): BLOC-1 complex
Source: RefSeq, a predicted model, not a curated record
CUCACGUGAUAUUGCAGUCACGUGACCUGGGCCUUGCUGGAGCGGAGGUGUGCGUUCCAGCUCCGGGAAUCGGAGGGGGCCGGGAGUGCUCGCCCCAUCCCAGCCCCUAUCCUGACGCUACCAUGUUGUCCCGCCUGCUGAAGGAGCACCAGGCCAAGCAGAAUGAACGCAAGGAGCUGCAGGAGAAGAGGAGGCGAGAGGCCAUCACUGCAGCGACCUGCCUGACAGAAGCUUUGGUGGAUCACCUCAAUGUGGGGCCUGGGGAGCAGCUGUCAGGAAGGAGAUGGCACAGCUGUGUGGCCCAAGCCUACAUGAACCAGAGAAAGCUGGACCAUGAGGUGAAGACCCUGCAGGUUCAGGCCGCCCAGUUUGCCAAGCAGACAGGCCAAUGGAUCGGGAUGGUGGAGAACUUCAACCAGGCACUCAAGGAAAUCGGGGAUGUGGAGAACUGGGCUCGGAGCAUCGAGCUGGACAUGCGCACCAUUGCCACCGCCCUGGAAUACGUCUACAAAGGACAGCUGCAGUCGGCCCCAUCUUAACCCCUCUUCCAUCCCCCUCUACUCUGCUCCUCCUACCUCCCCAUGGGGCAGAGGUGGGGCUGACAGCCCACGAAUAAAACACAAGCUUCCAUUUCUC